Messenger RNA from Hippocampus comes (tiger tail seahorse), 1357 nucleotides. Its product is annotated as arrestin domain-containing protein 3-like. Gene Ontology annotation, cellular component: plasma membrane; cytoplasm. Lineage: Eukaryota; Metazoa; Chordata; Actinopteri; Syngnathiformes; Syngnathidae. The record is from RefSeq and is a predicted model, not a curated record. The transcript has 6 exons. Gene Ontology annotation, biological process: protein transport. Bases 225 to 1277 code for a protein of 350 amino acids.
GUGGCCCUCCAUGUUGCUGCUGCAUUUUUCCUUAGUGUGUUCUCAAUCCGGUUAUGAGAGACAAGAAAAACAGGUUCUGGAUCUGUAUCCUCCCCACCGCCUGUUCGUCACCGCUCUGUCACCUGAGCCAGACGCUUUAUUUCUGCUUGGACUGACCAGAGGCUCUCCUAAUUCUUGCUCGUAUUUUGUUUGCUCAUCUUUUCAUUUGUACUUAUUUCUGGAAAAUGACCAUUAAAAAUUUCCAAAUUGAAUACGACUCCAUCAAUAGCCAAAACAUCUUCACCAACGGAGAUACAAUCAAUGGAAGGAUCGUCGUGGAAGUCUCGAAAGAAACGUCAGUCCAAUCGCUCACCUUUAUAGGAAAAGGAAGUGCAAAGGUUUGCUGGCACGAGUAUUACGGGCAACAUAGCAGUGGCUACUACUGGUCCGAUGAGAAAUAUUAUGAAAUCAAGCAACGUAUCUUGCGAGCCGGAACUGAUUUUAUUCCCAAAGGAAGACAUGUGUUCCCCUUUUCCUUCAAGGUCCCUAACAGGAAAAUGCCGUCCUCCUUCAAGUCAUCCGUCGGUAAAAUUGUUCAUAAGCUGAAAGCGGAGCUUAAACAAUCAAUGAAGUUGACAAAAAAAGCAAAAGCCCACUUCACAUUUGUCUCUAAAGCAGACAUGACCAUACCAGGACUCAUGGAACCUCAGCAUGAUUGCACGGAUAAAAAAAUCACCGUCUUUGGUUCUGGGAUCAUUGCAAUGGAUGUUCACACACAAAGGAUGGGAUACCACCCAGGUGAGGAUCUCCAAGUCAAAGUUGAAAUUCAUAACCUAUCAUCCCGUGACGUGAAGCCCAAAUUUGUAUUGUACGAAAAGCAGAGUUUCUUUGCUCAAGGAAACAGGAACGUUUGCACACAGAACGUCCUCAAGGAGACACUUGAGAGUAUUGCUCCCCAUAGUAAACGGAGAGUGAAGAAGGUGAUCACAAUCCCCAGAAGUUUGCCUCCUUCCAUUUUGAACUCCUCAAUCAUCCAGCUGGAAUACAGACUGAAGAUCUUUCUGGGUGUCAAAUAUGCAAUAAACCCAGAAAUCAAACUUCCAAUCGUUGUCCUACCUGCCUUUGAAGUUCCUGCAGGACAACAACCUCCGGAUCCUGCUGCUGCCUAUGGAUUUGAGCAAUUUGGGAGAUCACGCAAACAGAGCUGGAGCAAAGCAUCUCAGUCUUCGGAUCUCCCUCCACCAUACGGAGCACACGCCGAGUAUCCCACCUUGAGUGAUUAUAAAUAUCGAAGGUGACCAUCAAUUGCUGAAAGAAAUUAUCACCCGUUUCCUCCCACAUUCCAAAAACAUGCAUGGCGGGUUAAUGGAACACUCUA